AGGUGAUCAGAGCCCUCACUACAUCAGGACAGGACCUGAGAGGCUUCCUUCCAUACGGCAUAGUGUAGGGAACCAAGUUAAAAUGCAUCAAGUUAAGAUGAUAUUACAAAUAUUUUCAGUAUGAAGACUCAUAGCAGAAAGUGGGAAAUGGAAACAAACUAGAGGACACCAAACUGGGAAAAUAAGAAAGAAGUGAAAGAUUUGGACAACUUUUUCAAAGUGUAACUGAAUAUUGGAUACAUGGCUCACACAAAUGAAUCGAUGGUGUCUGAGUUUGUACUUUUGGGACUCUCUAAUUCCUGGGAACUUCAACUUUUCUUUUUUGCCAUCUUCUCUAUAGUCUAUGUGACAUCAGUGCUAGGCAAUGUCUUAAUUAUUGUCAUUAUUUCUUUUGACUCCCAUUUGAACUCUCCUAUGUACUUCUUGCUCAGUAAUCUUUCUUUCAUUGACAUCUGUCAGUCUAACUUUGCCACCCCCAAGAUGCUUGUAGACUUUUUUGUUGAGCGUAAGACUAUCUCCUUUGAGGGUUGCAUGGCCCAGAUAUUCGUCCUUCACAGUUCUGUUGGGAGUGAGAUGAUGUUGCUUGUAGCUAUGGCAUAUGACAGAUUUAUAGCCAUAUGUAAGCCUCUGCACUACAGUACAAUUAUGAACCGGAGGCUCUGUAUAAUCUUUGUGUCUAUUUCCUGGGCGGUGGGCAUUCUUCAUUCUGUGAGCCACUUGGCUUUUACAGUGGACCUGCCAUUCUGUGGUCCCAAUGAGGUGGAUAGCUUCUUCUGUGACCUUCCCUUGGUGAUAGAGCUGGCUUGCAUGGAUACAUAUGAAAUGGAAAUUAUGACCCUAACGAACAGUGGCCUGAUAUCAUUGAGCUGUUUCCUGGCUUUAAUUAUUUCCUACACCAUCAUUUUGAUCAGUGUCCGACGCAGGUCCUCCAGUGGGUCAUCUAAGGCUCUUUCUACAUUAACUGCCCACAUCACAGUGGUCAUUCUUUUCUUCGGGCCUUGCGUUUAUUUCUAUAUAUGGCCUUUUAGCAGACUUUCUGUGGACAAAUUUCUUUCUGUGUUCUACACUGUUUGUACUCCCUUGUUGAACCCCAUCAUCUACUCUCUGAGGAAUGAAGAUGUUAAAGCAGCCAUGUGGAAGCUGAGAAACCGUCAUGUGAACUCCUGGAAAAACUAGGGAUCGUUAUGAAGGAGCAUAAUCCUGAAUUAGAAUGAAGACCCUCCAGUGUAUCACAGUGUCAUGCCAACCAUCUUUGCCAGAGAUAUGGGUUAUUGAGUUACAGAAUUGGCUUUUUGUUUUAAGUGCAAGGGAAUUGCAUCAAGUCAGUCUCU
Molecule: messenger RNA, 1331 nt
Organism: Pan troglodytes (chimpanzee)
Lineage: Eukaryota; Metazoa; Chordata; Mammalia; Primates; Hominidae
Gene: OR4K1
Product: olfactory receptor family 4 subfamily K member 1
Exons: 2
Coding region: 241-1176 (311 amino acids)
Biological process (GO): G protein-coupled receptor signaling pathway
Cellular component (GO): membrane
Molecular function (GO): olfactory receptor activity; G protein-coupled receptor activity
Source: RefSeq, a predicted model, not a curated record